Salvia splendens (bonfire salvia) is the source of this 2070-nucleotide messenger RNA. Its product is annotated as E3 ubiquitin-protein ligase RGLG2. Gene Ontology annotation, cellular component: nucleus. Gene Ontology annotation, biological process: protein ubiquitination. Bases 452 to 1735 code for a protein of 427 amino acids. The transcript has 13 exons. Lineage: Eukaryota; Viridiplantae; Streptophyta; Magnoliopsida; Lamiales; Lamiaceae. The record is from RefSeq and is a predicted model, not a curated record. Gene Ontology annotation, molecular function: ubiquitin-protein transferase activity.
UUAAAAUUCCAAUCCAAUCCGAACCAUAAGUUUCAUAAUCCAAAUCAAAUAUCAAAUUCAAAUCGAAUUUUCAUAUUUUCGAAUUUCAGAUAUUUUGAUAUAAUAGCAUGAGCAAGAAGAUUUAAAAAAUUAUUAAGUGAAAGUAGACAUGCCUUUUUUGUACAUGAAAAUAUAUUUUGAAAAUCUAGAAAAUAAUUAUGGAUAUGCACUGAUUGAUACACAGGUUUCGGUUUGGCACGCAAUGUUCAUUGCUUUAAAUUGCCAGAUAAUUUCUUCCAGCCAUAGGAAUCUUAAUCGGUGCAGUUGAUUUCACGAGAGAGAGGCGUCUCAAAGCGACGUCGGCAGCCGUCGUUGCGGGAUUUUGGAGCUCUGAAAUAGUUGAGACGAGGUUGUGUUGUUUCUGUGAUUAUUGAGGAUUAGAAUUAAAAAAUUUACAAGGUCGAUUGAGUUGAUGGGGAACAGAAGCUCUGGUUCUGGGAAUCGGGGUGGUUGGGGACAAUCUUCAAUGACUCCUCAGAAUCACCCUGUGCAGCAUCGGUCACCACAUCAAAGCUACGCUCCUCAAGGUCAAAAUGGGGCUCCAUCUCAGUCACGACCGGAGAAGAGGCUCGAUAGGAGGUUUUCGAGGAUCGCGGACAAUUAUAAGUCGUUGGAGGAGGUUACUGAAGCUCUAGCACAUGAGGGUCUUGAGUCUUCCAACCUUAUUGUUGGAAUUGAUUUCACUAAGAGCAAUGAGUGGACAGGCAGGAAGUCAUAUAAUGGCCGAAGCUUACAUCAUAUUGGCGACAGUUUGAAUCCCUAUGAGCAAGCGAUAUCAAUUAUUGGGAAAACCUUGGUGGCUUUUGAUGACGAUAACAUGAUUCCGUGUUUUGGAUUUGGAGAUGCAUCAACUCAUGAUCAGCAUGUAUUUAGUUUCCAUCAUGAUGGAAGAUUCUGCAAUGGAUUUGAGGAAGUCUUGAGUUUAUACAGAGAAAUUGUUCCUACUUUGAGACUUGCAGGUCCGACAUCUUUUGCGCCAGUAAUUGAAAUGGCUACAACUAUUGUUGAGGAGAGUGGAGGCCAGUAUCAUGUUCUACUGAUCAUCGCAGAUGGACAGGUUACCAGAAGCAUUGAUACUCAGAGUGGGGGUUUAAGUCCACAAGAGCAUCAAACUGUUAAUGCAAUUGUUAAAGCUAGCAAGGUUCCUCUAUCUAUUAUUUUGGUUGGGGUUGGAGAUGGCCCCUGGGACAUGAUGAGGAAAUUUGAUGACAACAUUCCUGCUCGGGAUUUUGACAAUUUCCAGUUUGUCAAUUUCACCGAAAUCAUGUCAAAAAGUGCACAGCAAUCCCAGAAGGAGACAGAAUUCGCUCUUUCAGCACUGAUGGAACUUCCAACUCAAUAUAAAGCAACAAUGGAGCUUAGUUUAUUAGGCCGAAGGAAUGGGAAUGUGCCCCAACGGGUUGCCCGUCCUCCUCCUGCCUGUGGUGCUGCUUUUCGUUCGGUCUCAAAGGCAAUGAGCUCUCAACAUAGCUCAAGUUCAUACGUUGCUCACAAUGUUGCUGCAGAUACUACAUCUCCUUCUCCUGAUACUGCCACAACCUCUCUUGAUGAAAACCAGACAUGUCCGAUUUGCCUUACUAACCCGAAAGACAUGGCCUUUGGUUGUGGUCACCAGACGUGCCGUGAUUGUGGCCAACCUCUUAAACUAUGCCCCAUCUGCCGCAGUAAAAUCACGACCAGAAUCAAGCUCUACUGAAGUUGAUUUACACCGUUGCUCGUUUAUCGACUCCAUAGCAUUGAAUUUCUUCAGUUUCUUGAUGCAAGGUAGCUAGUUUGUUCAUGUGUUUUUGUGCAUAUAUUGUGGUUGCCAUAUCAUAUCUUUAUUCUUUUGCCUAGUAGUAUUUCAUAUAUAGAGAGAUUGGUGAGAUCUAGCUUGAACCUAUAGCAUUGGGUUAGGAGUUCAAUUACCUUGAUUUUUUCAGAAUUUAUUUUUUAAUUUAUUGUUGAUAAAAGCUUUGUUUUGUUCUUGGAAACUCUUUUGGAAAUUAGAGUUUUCAUGAUUAAAUUGAUUGAAAGAGAAAAGGACUAUUA